This is a messenger RNA of Branchiostoma floridae (Florida lancelet), 1222 nucleotides long. RefSeq names its product pancreas transcription factor 1 subunit alpha-like. Gene Ontology annotation, molecular function: RNA polymerase II transcription regulatory region sequence-specific DNA binding; protein dimerization activity; DNA-binding transcription factor activity, RNA polymerase II-specific. Lineage: Eukaryota; Metazoa; Chordata; Leptocardii; Amphioxiformes; Branchiostomatidae. Bases 22 to 687 code for a protein of 221 amino acids. The record is from RefSeq and is a predicted model, not a curated record. The transcript is spliced from 2 exons. Gene Ontology annotation, biological process: regulation of transcription by RNA polymerase II; developmental process.
GUAAACUCUAGGGACCGCGCUAUGUCCACUUUACGUCAAGACGUCACGCUAGACGAUAUGAGCAGCGUCGGCAGCGACGUCGACGUCGAACACUUCUUCGACGACUUCGCGUCGUCGCCGUCGUCUUACGACAACCUCGACGGCGUCUUCGAUCAGGAAGACUUGACGGACGACUCGCGCUCGCCUGACGGAUCAACGUCUCCCAGCGUCCGACGGCGACGUAAGAAGAGAUCGGCGGUGCAGCAACAAGCGCAACGUCAGGCCGCAAACUUACGCGAACGGCGACGCAUGCAGUCGAUCAACGAUGCUUUUGACGGCCUGCGUCAGAGAAUCCCGACGCUACCGUACGAAAAGCGACUGUCAAAAGUCGACACUUUGCGUCUGGCCAUUGGGUACAUAAACUUCCUUUCGGACCUUCUGAACUCUGACGUCGAACUAAACGGCGAAGUCAUCCCGAAUCACCCACAGCCCAAAAAAGUCAUCAUAUGUCACCGAGGAACUGGCGUCCCGACGCCCGGAGACCUAGAGUAUGGACUACCACCGCUAGCGGGUCAUUCCUUGUCCUGGACGGACGAAAAGAAGCCCGCCAGUAGCGGCUCAACACUGUACGCCAAGGUAUGGACUCCCGAAGACCCGAGAGCCUCCCGAAGUAAGACGACGGGUUACGAAAACGUCACGCCGGCAUGAACCGAUCAUUCCUUCGUCAGUUGUUGCAUGGAUGGACAUUUUGUUUUCUUUGUGGACGAUAUGUGUGAAUUUAUAUAGUCCUAUCCUCCCAAGUAGGUUCUACGAGUCUGUUUAUUUGUCUAAUGGCCAUGGCAAAUUAGACCUAUUGCACUACAAAACCAUCCAUUUAAUAGCAAUAGAAACAGGGUGUAAUAAAACUGAUAUACUUUCUGAAGUUCAAAAAAAAAGACACGUUCGUACAGCCUGCUAUUCAGGAGGCUAAUAUAAUCUAUCGAAUUUCGUAGAUCGAAAUUUUUUUUGACAAAAAUUAUGUCAAGAAUACAUGCUAGAUAUUUUUGAGGCUUUAUUCGUGAUUUUGAGCGCUUCCGGUUAAGUGUAAACAAUGCAUUAUUUAAUUGUUCUGCUAAAUGUUGUGUGAUGUAGAUAUAUUUUUGUACAGACAUUCUAUUGUUGUUGCGGCUUGACUUUUUCGUAGUCUGUGUUUGUUUCUAAAGAUCUGUGCUAUUGAAAACCAUUAAAUUGAGAUCUUUACAAG